GUGGAGAUGACCUGAGAGUUAUCUAUCAAUUAGCUUAUAUAGUUGAGCUAUUUUUCGAAAUUCGGAUCCGGAGGUUAUGGAUUCCAUGGAAGCUCCAUCUCCACCUUUUCAGUCUCCCUCUCGUUCCAGUCAACAGCUCCAUUUCUACCUCGCCGUGGAUCGUCCCCAAUUCAAAAUGGAGACUGUAGUGGAGUUAUUAGGCGUUCUAGGUCGUCGUCCAUGGCUUCCGAUUGUAGUCUCUUGCAGCUCUCGCGAUGAACUUGACGCCCUCUGCUCUUCCUUGUCCACCCUUCCUUACAUCUCCUUAGCCGCUUUGUACAGCGAUCUAGCAGAGAGAGACCGAACUCUGGUUUUAGAGAAAUUCCGAAAAGCAACUAUCAACUGGAACCAGCAACUCAACUCUGCAGUAGUAGAAGAAGCUUUAGACGAGAGUGAAGCCGAAAAAGAAGAAAAGAAAUCUCAUUUGGUAGUUGUAACCGAUGUUUGUCUUCCACUAAUUUCAUCUGGAGAGUCUUCUCUUUCCGCAAGAGUUCUCAUAAACUACGAGCUUCCUACGAAGAAGGAAACUUAUACAAGGCGUAUGACAACUUGCUUAGCUCCAGGUGGGAUUGUCAUAAACAUGGUUGUUGGAGGAGAAGUAACGACUCUUAAAAGCCUUGAAGAAAGCGCCGGCAUCAUCAUCGCAGAGAUGCCAAUCAAUAUUUCUGAAAUCUUAUAACAACGCAUGGAUCUAGCUCAUACGAUCUGAAGGAUAUCGUCUAAGCAGGGUUGAUGGCUCUUAAGCUUCAAAUUAUAUGUUACUCUGACUUCUGCAGAGAAAUCAUUAGUUUGUUUUAACUUUUAAGCGAGAGAAGCUGUCUCUCUGCUGCACUUUUGUCUACAACGCUGUGUUUUGACAGUUGUAGUCUUGUAGACAAAAAAACAUUAAACAUUUGGUUGGAUGAAGACAUAAAGCAAUAGACAAGAUUUUAG
Molecule: messenger RNA, 972 nt
Organism: Eutrema salsugineum
Lineage: Eukaryota; Viridiplantae; Streptophyta; Magnoliopsida; Brassicales; Brassicaceae
Product: eukaryotic initiation factor 4A-I
Exons: 7
Coding region: 77-718 (213 amino acids)
Source: RefSeq, a predicted model, not a curated record